This is a messenger RNA of Mytilus trossulus (common blue mussel), 1640 nucleotides long. RefSeq names its product flavin-containing monooxygenase 5-like. The record is from RefSeq and is a predicted model, not a curated record. The transcript is spliced from 6 exons. NCBI's taxonomy places the organism in Eukaryota, Metazoa, Mollusca, Bivalvia, Mytilida, Mytilidae. Gene Ontology annotation, molecular function: NADP binding; N,N-dimethylaniline monooxygenase activity; flavin adenine dinucleotide binding. The coding region runs from base 6 to 1613 and encodes 535 amino acids.
AAAAAAUGAAAGUGGCUAUAAUUGGUGCUGGAGCCAGUGGAAUAACUGCCAUCAAAUGCUGUUUAGACGAAGGGUUACAACCAACAUGCUAUGAACGGACACAUGAUAUAGGUGGUCUUUGGCGCUAUACGGAUGAGGUCUCGGAAGGUCAGGCAUGUGUAAUGAGGUCAACAAUCAUCAACACCAGUAAAGAAACGAUGUGUUACAGUGAUUUCCCAAUACCAGCGGAAUACCCAAUCUAUAUGCAUCAUUCUUAUGUUCAGAAAUAUUUCAAUUUGUAUGUCGACAAAUUUGAAUUGAGGAAACAUAUUUGCUUCAGGCACGAGAUUAUAUUAGUUAAACCAGCAGAUGAUUUUGAAACAAGCGGCCAAUGGGAACUGAGAGUCAAAGAUCUAGCAAAAGAUGUAGAACAAAGUAUAAUGUACGAUGCCGUAAUGAUUUGUACUGGUCAUCAUGCUGAGAAAAACAUGCCCGAUUUUCCUGGAUUGCACAAUUUCAAGGGAAAAGUUCUUCAUAGCCAUGACUACAGACAUACUGCUGGAUAUGAAGACAAGAGGGUCGUUGUCGUUGGUAUUGGUAAUUCUGGUGGCGAUGCAGCCGUGGAACUUAGCAGAGUGGCAUCACAGACAUACUUGAGCACAAGAUCCGGAAGCUGGGUUUAUAAUCGAAUAUCAGACCGAGGUUUACCCUUGGAUAUGCUUUACGCACGCCGGAUAACGUUUGCAUUUAAGAAUAUGAUUGGUGAACCUAUUGUUCAACAUUUCGCUCAAAAGAAACUGGAACAAAGAUUUGAUCAUUCGAUUUAUGGCUUAAAACCAAAACAUGGAAUACUUGCUCAACACCCAAUGGUCAACGACGAAAUACCAAACAGACUCGCAAGUGGUAUGCUUAAAGUUAAACCAAAUAUAAAGCAUUUUACAGAGAAUGGCGUUGCAUUUGAAGACGGAACAACAGAGGACGAUAUCGAUGUUGUAAUGUUUGCUACUGGAUAUGUUUUUGGGUUUCCUUUCUUAGAUGAAUCUGUUAUAAAAGUUGUAGAAAAUAAAGUAGAAUUAUAUAAAUAUAUGUUUCCACCUAAUCUAAAGAGACAGACUUUAUGCAUUAUUGGUUGUGUACAGGCACUGGGCGCAUUAAUUCCUGUGAGUGAAAUGCAAACUCGUCUGGCAACAAGAGUAUUCAAGGGAGACGUUUUGCUUCCACCAAAAGAAGAAAUGUGGAAAGAUAUGCAUAAAAACAUUGAAGCAAUGAGAAAGAAAUACAUUGCUGGAACGCGUCAUACAAUCCAAGUUGAAUGGCUAGAAUACAUGGAUGUAUUAGCAGCUCUCAAUAAGUGCAUACCUGACCUAUGGAGUAUGUUGAAAACAGAUCCCAAAUUGGCAUUGGCAUGUUACUUUGGACCAAGUACUCCAUAUCAAUAUCGACUUGAAGGUCCAGGGAAAUGGAGUGGUGCUCGUGAGGCUAUCUUUACACAGUGGGAUCGAACACUUACGCCGUUGAAAACAAGAUCUUUAGGCUUUGAAGAGAAGAACAUUGGCCUUUCAAAGUUCAAUGUCUUUUGCAUCGCCGUCGUGGCUAUUAUUGUGUGGUACUUUCUUGUAUACUAUAAUAUAUGAAAAACUACUAUACGAAUCUUAUAACUU